This is a messenger RNA of Zychaea mexicana, 1146 nucleotides long. RefSeq lists its product as uncharacterized. Gene Ontology annotation, molecular function: zinc ion binding; nucleic acid binding. The coding region runs from base 1 to 1146 and encodes 381 amino acids. Lineage: Eukaryota; Fungi; Mucoromycota; Mucoromycetes; Mucorales; Lichtheimiaceae. The record is from RefSeq and is a predicted model, not a curated record. The transcript has 3 exons.
AUGGCUCUUCCCGAUAAAGACCCCGAUUCACCCUCAGUGGGCAAAAGUUCUACACUUUAUUUUCGUUCGUAUGCACAAGUGACCAAAGGUCAACGGUUCACUACACUCGGCCAGACGAAAGGUCUCAACUAUUCUUCUGCGGUCUCACCGACUGCAUCUUUGCCUGAUCAAGAAUCAACCACCUCUUCGACGUCUCAACCAGUGUUUCGCCGUGGAUCUGAAGAAUUUAGUGUGUUCUACGAUGUAACUGGCAAUAAGCUUCAACCCAAAGCUUUCUUUGACGCAGCUCGUCAACGUUUCCCUGUUGGAAUCGGCCUUGGUUCUCUCACUCAUCGUGAAAAUGGUCGCACUCUUGUUGAGCUCAUUCUUGACUCCGAGGACUCUUGCUCUGAAGCCUGCGAUCUCCCACUUCAAGUGUCAGCCGACGUCUCACUCACUGCCUCUCGAUCCAUGCCUCCUGAUCAUGAAGUCUUCCAGGUGAAAUUAGAAAAGUUACCAAUCCUCCCUAUGCAUGUCCUCGAAAAGGGGUUAAAAUCAUGCCUAUCCCAAUAUGGUCGUAUCUUAUAUCUUGGUCUCUACGAGGGGCCCAAUGCCAAUGGUAAUGCACGUAGCUUCUUUGCCACCUGGGCAGAGAUGGGUGACUACUGCCGGUACUGCCACAAAACAUCUCACAGCAUCAAUGCUUGCCCUGCUCGACCACCUCGUGUAUGCUUCAAUUGUGAACGGCCAGGCCAUUUGCAGCGAAAUUGCCCUGAGCCAGCGAACCCAUAUAAGCAUACCAAGAAGGCUAACACUGGUCCAGAUGUCCCUUCAAUGCCGUUCAAGUUUACCGCCACUAGAGAGGCAAAAGCUCCCGACGCCAAUGCUCGUGAUCCCAAAUCACGACGUUCCAAACGCCAGCGUACGUCGAGCAAAGUGAUACAACCUUUGUCGAAGGACCUUCUGGUCACCACCAUCUCGGAUGUUCCCGCGCCAACGUCCGCAACACCUCCAGCUGCUACUAAGCAAGCUGAAACACCCACCUCGAGUGAUAAAAUGACUAUUCAACCACCGUCUACCACCGGGUCACCAGCUGCCGCCAAUGAGCAGGAUACCAGUAAUUCGCCCGAAUCUCUACAAUCUCCCAUCAAACAAGGGAGCCGAUGA